AUGGAGCAGGGAGCUUUUGCUUUUCGGCUGCUGUCCUCACUCUCACUGGCAAGUCUGUCUACCCUGUCCCUGAGUCACUCCUUCCCUGGAGUUAGAACCAACUUCUUCAGGAUUCUACCGUGGACUGAAAUGGCCGCUCUCUAGCGCUUCUCUGAGACUCCAGCACCAGACUGGGACAGCUGAGACAUCCAGUCUUGCGGACUGAACAACUACCAGAUCCUUUCCAUGGGAGACAGCCACUGCUGGACUACUUAGAACACAGGCCAAAGCUGCUGAGUCCACGGAAGGAUCGGACUUUGUCUUGAUUCAUUCACUUGAUGUCAUGACCAGUCAUUUUCACCACACCACGUGGGAGAGGGGAAAAGCAGAAUCCUCUGGCCUCCCUGUGGUGACCCAAACUGCUGACUGAUCUUUGUUCCUGCCCCCCUCCCUUGUCUGGGUCCUAGAGACCAACCAGGUCGGCUCCAGACUCAAGCCUCCGGCUCAGCUCCAAGCUCCCCAUGGCGGCGACACUGAGCCUGGAGCCCGCGGGCCGCAGCUGCUGGGACGAGCCCCUGAGCAUCUCCGUGCGCGGCCUGGCCCCCGAGCAGCCCGUCACGCUGCGCGCCGCCCUGCGCGACGAGAAAGGCGCGCUCUUCCGCGCCCACGCGCGCUACCGAGCCGACCCCCACGGCGAGCUCGACCUGGCGCACGCACCCGCGCUGGGCGGCAGCUUCGCGGGGCUCGAGCCCAUGGGGCUGCUCUGGGCCAUGGAGCCCGACCGGCCUUUCUGGCGCCUGAUCAAGCGCGACGUGCAGACGCCCUUCGUGGUGGAGCUGGAGGUGCUGGACGGCCACGAGCCCGACGGGGGGCGGCUGCUGGCGCGGGCGGUGCACGAGCGUCACUUCAUGGCUCCCGGGGUGCGGCGCGUGCCCGUGCGCGAGGGCCGUGUGCGCGCCACGCUCUUCCUGCCUCCAGGAGAAGGACCCUUUCCAGGGAUUAUCGAUGUCUACGGUGUUGGCGGGGGCCUGUUGGAAUACCGAGCCAGCCUUAUGGCUAGCCAUGGAUUUGCUACACUGGCUCUAGCUUUUUAUGACUUUGAAGAUCUCCCUAAGGAUUUCACCAUCAUGGAAGUGGACUAUUUCGAGGAAGCAGUGUGCUACAUGCUCCAACACCCCAAGGUAAAGGGCCCAGACAUUGGGCUUCUGGGUCUUUCUCUGGGAGCUGAUAUUUGCCUCACCAUGGCUUCAUUCUUGAAGAAUGUCUCAGCCACAGUUUCCAUCAAUGGCUCUGCAUUCAGCGGAAACAGACACAUACUCUACCAGCAGACCGUGAUUCCACCGCUGGGCCAUGACCUGAGGAGAGUGAAGGUGGCUUUCUCUGGCAUUCUGGACAUUGUGGAUAUACGGAACGAUCCUGUGGGCGGCUGUGAGAACCCCAGUAUGAUCCCGAUAGAGCAGGCCAAGGGGCCCAUCCUCUUCAUCGCUGGGCAGGACGAUCAUUGCUGGAGGAGCGAGCUGUAUGCUCAGAUAGCCUUGCAACGGCUGCAGGCUCGUGGAAAGGAGAGGCCGCAGGUAAUCUCCUACCCUGGGGCUGGCCAUUAUAUUGAGCCUCCUUACUUCCCCAUGUGCCCAGCUUCUCUGCACAAAAUAGUGAACAGAGCUGUUCACUGGGGAGGGGAGGUCAGGGCUCACUCCAGAGCCCAGAUAGAUACGUGGAAGCAGAUUCUGGCCUUCUUUGGCAGACACCUGGAGAGUACCCAGAGCAGAGCUUCCUCUAGAUUGUAGUGCGUUUGUCUGUUAGUGGACAUGGUAGGUUCAAGGUCACACUUUGAUGUUCAGUAACUUCAUGUGAACCAGUUUUCUGACGGGUAACAUUAAAUUCAUGUUUGGGGCAUUCAUGGUUUAUAGGUCACUUUACUGAAGAAGUUUUUAGUCAAUGCAGUAUUUUGCUAACAUAACAUGUGCUUGUGAAAGAUUCAGAUGCAUGUGAUACAGUGAAUAAAGUUUUCAAAAAGCAACCCCUUAUUAAAAUGUAUGCUUU
Molecule: messenger RNA, 2022 nt
Organism: Microtus ochrogaster (prairie vole)
Lineage: Eukaryota; Metazoa; Chordata; Mammalia; Rodentia; Cricetidae
Product: peroxisomal succinyl-coenzyme A thioesterase
Biological process (GO): acyl-CoA metabolic process; fatty acid metabolic process
Cellular component (GO): peroxisome
Molecular function (GO): fatty acyl-CoA hydrolase activity
Source: RefSeq, a predicted model, not a curated record